ACCACUGCUGUUCACCUGCCUGUCUAUCUGUCCACGAUGAAGCUGAUCCUGACUCUCUCUCUCAUCUGCACUCUCUUCUGCUCAGUUGAGAUGCUGCAGUGUUUCAACUGCAGUGGUGCGGACUGUGGUACAAACCAACCUUUAGUCACCUGUCCAGACUCAUUAAACACAACAUGUCUCACUGCUACUGUAACCAUACCAGGUCCCAUAAAUACCCCCCUGACAAUCAAGGCGUGUUCACCAAUCUCCAUCUGCGGAGGUCCUCUGAACUCUGAAACCACAGUGUCAGUGAACCUGGGCUUCAUAACCUCUGCCUAUAAAAUGCUCUGUUGUAACACUGAUGGGUGCAACAAAAACACUCUAUCAGCCCCCAGUUCGCAGGCUAACGGACGACAGUGUCCCUCCUGCAGCAGCCCCCAAGACACAGUGUGUAACAGUACUGUGGCCUGCCUGGGAGUGGAGGACAAGUGUUUUAGUACCAUGAAACCUGGCUCUAUCAGUUCUACUACGGUGAACCUCCAGGGCUGUACAACUUCCAACGUCUGCAACGCUAUUGAUCAACUGCGGCCUUUAGCAACCAUUGCCAACUUCAGCACUGAGAAUGUCACCUGUAAAACAGCCCCUAACACAGCCUGGUCCAUCAGACUGAGCCUAGUCCCUCUGCUGCUGGGCCUCACCAUCAGCAAACUCAUCUGAUAGGAACAGAGAUGAUAUCGGGACUCAUCUGACAACAUAAUCCAUUGAUUACAAAACAACAGGAUGUACAAUGAUUUUCAUGUAUUGUGAAAGACGUACUUCAAGUGAAAUUAUGCUAUAUGGAAUUUGCCAGAUGAUGCCCUGUUACAUUAUAUAGUGUUCUUGUUUGAUGGAAUACUUUCCUAUAUACUGUAUUACUCUGUACACUGAGUAUACAAAACAUUAAGAACACCUUCUCUUUACAUGAUAUACACUGACCAGGUGAAUCCAGGUGAAACUAUAAUCCCUUAAUGAUGUAAUUAGUUAAAUCCACUUCAAUCAGUGUAGAUUAAGGGGAGAAGACUGGUAAAAUAAUGAUUUUUAAGCCUUGAGACA
This is a messenger RNA of Coregonus clupeaformis (lake whitefish), 1071 nucleotides long. Its product is annotated as phospholipase A2 inhibitor and Ly6/PLAUR domain-containing protein-like. Bases 37 to 696 code for a protein of 219 amino acids. Lineage: Eukaryota; Metazoa; Chordata; Actinopteri; Salmoniformes; Salmonidae. The record is from RefSeq and is a predicted model, not a curated record. The transcript is spliced from 5 exons.